GAAAAGCUGGUCAGUGUAAAAAUGCAAGAGAGAGCAAGCAGCAAAAGUGUCUGAGAACAGGAAGCGAGAUUAAGAUUUAGCUGAAACGUGGUAGGAGUAGCGGAGGAGCCAUAUCAAAUGUGUCAACUCCAGGCAAGCGCCAGACAAGUGCUACCUGGUGACUUCGCAUUUACACGCCAUACAGUGAGGGAAUCGCAACUGUUUUAAUGUUUUUUUUUAACUUCCUUGUUCCAUACAGUAUUGCCAAAGUAAACACACAGCUGAAAAUAAACACUGAAUGCUUAUGCAUGAAAUGAAUUGUCAGGCGAAAACAAAGGACAGUUUACCUGUCAAUAAAGUUAUCUUUAGUUUGUAUUGUAAAUGUAAAAAGUAAUUUUAGCUUGUUGUUAUCGUUGUUUUUAAAAAGUUUUUUUUUGGUUUUAAUUAGCAUUUUUUUCAAUUUGUAUUCAUUUUCAUUAACCAUAAUAACCUUGUUUCCCACCAGCUUCUGCUGUGUACCAGGUAAAUUUGAGUGCAGUGUCUCGGGCCUGCGCUGGAUUUGUAAGGAUUUUCCUCUGAGCUUUAAGUACCGCUUUGGCAAGUGGUGGGAGCACGAUCACAAAUUGGAAGCCCUGCAGUACAUGCCUGCAGGCCCCUUAUUGGACAUCACGCUGACUGACGGGCAGUUUGAUGAGGUCUAUCUGCCACACUGGAUCUGCACGGCUGUUGAUCCUACAAUUUUCGAGAAGUUUGCAGUUUUGCAUUCAGAUAAUGAUGGAGUUAGUGUGGAAAACGUGCCCGAGGUCACACCAUCCCAUGUCAAGCUACCGCACACAGAUUUUUCUGCAAGAGGAGUGCUCACCCGGAUCAAGCGUUGGGCUGGCUUUCUUGUGUCUCUGAAGUGCAAAGUGUUCAUCUACAAGACCAAGAAAGCAUUCCUGACGCUACAUGUUUAUCUGAUCCCGAGCGACCCUGCUCUUGAAGCAGAACUACAAAAGAAAGCAGAAGAGAAAGGCUACGAAAGGAUUGAGAAGCCCUACCCCCUGGGUGUCUUGAACAUGAAUGACCAAUUCAGCCUGAAAACUGAUGUGGAAGGUGCAGCAAUAUGCCCAAAGCAUUUUCAGCUCAUAUAUGAAAGUUGGGACCCUAAUUACAUUGAGGUGUUCAUCCAACAACCAGGAAAUGAAUUCACCCUCUCACUUGAAAAUGCAACUGGAACAGUGUGGAGCUGUGAGAUUCGACAAUUUGACUACUCAAGUCAGAGACCCUUCAUGCGUGUCGUGACGGAAUAUGAUGUUGAGCUUUUGCGAGUGAGAUCCAGAUUUGUGGAGCGAGUCAGUGAAGAAGUUAUUAAUCAGUUGUUGGAUGACCUUUCGGACACAACCCUGAAUGACGGUGAGAGAGAAGCAAUAAUAGAGGGGAACGUGACCCGCGCGGACAGAGCACGUGCACUGAUCGAUACGAUCAGGAAGAAAGGAUCCAAAGCUUCUGCGAUGAUGAUCGUUCACCUUCAGCGCAGAGACCGUACACUUUACGCCCAGCUGCGGCUGCCCUUGGUCAUAUCCUUUCCAAGCAGCGGAGAAGCCCCGAGCUUUUUGGAUAUGUAGAAACU
This is a messenger RNA of Hippocampus comes (tiger tail seahorse), 1591 nucleotides long. Its product is annotated as NACHT, LRR and PYD domains-containing protein 1b allele 2-like. The coding region runs from base 621 to 1586 and encodes 321 amino acids. NCBI's taxonomy places the organism in Eukaryota, Metazoa, Chordata, Actinopteri, Syngnathiformes, Syngnathidae. Gene Ontology annotation, biological process: regulation of apoptotic process. The transcript is spliced from 6 exons. The record is from RefSeq and is a predicted model, not a curated record.